Molecule: messenger RNA, 4482 nt
Organism: Equus caballus (horse)
Lineage: Eukaryota; Metazoa; Chordata; Mammalia; Perissodactyla; Equidae
Gene: P2RY8
Product: P2Y receptor family member 8
Biological process (GO): phospholipase C-activating G protein-coupled receptor signaling pathway; positive regulation of Rho protein signal transduction
Cellular component (GO): plasma membrane
Molecular function (GO): G protein-coupled purinergic nucleotide receptor activity
Source: RefSeq, a predicted model, not a curated record
UCUGGGCCGCCAAAGCACAAUGUGCGAACUUAACUGUUGCGCCCCCAGGCUGGCCCCUAUAGGAGGUCUGGAAGUCGGGCAUAGCCCGGGUGUGGCCACCACCAGGCUCCGAUGGGUGAGCAACCUCAGGGGCCUCUCGGGUGCCACUGGCCUCUGAGAGUCUCUGAUCUUAUGCUGUGUUUUCUUGGGUCCCAUCAUGCGUGCGCUCAACAGACACCGCGACUCUGCUGACAGCAGGCACGGUGACAAUCCCUGACAAGGACAAUCCAGCCCAGGCAACAGCAUAAGGGUGAGAAUUGGAAAAUAUCAACCGUGAAGGCCCUUCGAAAGGAGGCAGGGGAAGAUUUCAUGGUUACGGGGUGGAAAAGGUGCUGCCAGGCAAGGUGUGGAAUACAGAAGACGAAACGGGAACGAUUUUGUGAUAUAAAGAUAUAAAUGCUGAGGUAAUUGGAAACACCACCAACCAAACUGAAAGGUCGGCCCCCGAGCCCUCCGCCAUGAUGGACAUGAACCUGACGCGGCCGGACAACGCCACCCUCCUGAUGCUCCAGGACCCCACGAUCGCGGUGGCCCUGCCGGUGGUGUACUCGCUGGUGGCGCUGGUCAGCAUCCCGGGCAACCUGUUCUCCCUGUGGGUCCUGUGUCGCCACAUCGGACCCCAGUCGCCGUCGGUCAUCUUCAUGAUCAACUUGAGCGUGACGGACCUGACGCUGGCCAGCGUGCUGCCGUUCCAGAUCUACUACCACUGCAACGGCCACCACUGGGUGUUCGGCGAGCUGCUGUGCAACGCGGUGACGGUGGCCUUCUACGCCAACAUGUACUCCUCCAUCCUCACCAUGACCUGCAUCAGCGUGGACCGCUUCCUGGGCGUCGUGUACCCGCUGGCCUCGGCCCGCUGGCGCCGGCGCCGUUACGCCGUGGCGGCCUGCGUGGCCAUGUGGCUGCUCCUGCUGGCCGCCCUGUCCCCGCUGGCCCGCACCGACCUCACCUACGCGGUGGAGGCGCUGGGCAUUGUCACGUGCUUCGACGUGCUCAAGUCCACCAUGCUGCCCAGCGUGGCCAUGUGGGCCAUCUUCCUGUUCACGCUGUUCAUCGUGCUGUUCCUGAUCCCCUUCGUGGUCACCGUGGCGUGUUACACCGCCACCAUCCUCAAGCUGCUGCGCACCCCGGACCCCCACGGCCGCGGCCAGAGGCGCCGCGCCGUGUGCCUGGCGGCCGUGGUCCUCCUGGCCUUCGUCACCUGCUUCGCGCCCAACAACUUCGUGCUGCUGGUCCACAUGGUCAGCCGACUCUUCUUCGGACGCAGUUACUACCACGUCUACAAGCUCACCCUGUGCCUCAGUUGCCUCAACAACUGCCUGGACCCCUUCGUCUACUACUUUGCCUCCCGCGAGUUCCAGCUGCGUCUCCGCGACUAUCUGGGCUACGGCCGGCUGCCGACCGACGGCACCGAAGCCCGCCGGGACAGCCUCUUCUCCGCCCGGACGCUGUCGGCGCGCUCCACGGCCAGCGGUCACGCCGACGGGCCCGAGGGGGCGGGCCGGCCCUGCCUCAAGAGGCAGGAGAGCUUGCUCUGAGCCCGCCGUCCCCGUCUGCUCCCUGCGCCUGGUGCAAGCCGGACCUGAUGUCCAUCUCUUUGUUUUUUCACUCCGGGCGCUGGGAGGCAGCCAGACGGCCGUGGACACGCUCCGGAUGGGGGGCUCAGGUCACCCGGUCGCCCCAGUCGGGGUGCAAGUUCGCCUUUAAAUGUCGCAACUGGAGACCGCCAGACGGGACGGCUGCCUGGGAGGUGCGAGUCAGACCCCUGCCGUGUGGACGAGAGGCUGCAGAAGCCGAGUUGGGCAAAGGAUGAUGAGUGUCUGCAGCCACCGUGGGCUCCCCGAGACGCCCUGGGGUGCCGGAGGGGGGUUCCCUCCAGCCCGUUCUCUGUGUCCCGGGAUCCCGUGGGGACCAGGCGCCCCGCGACAGCACUGGCCCCAAUUCCUCGCUGCUUCAGGACGACGAGGGGCCCCCGUCUCUGGAGGGUCCAGGAGGCCCGAACAGCGGGUCCCAGGAACCAGGCGUCCGCCCGGAACAGCAAAGUUUCUGGCGGUUUGCACGUCCCGAGGGGAUGCACGGGGUUGGGUCCAGGGCCCCUUGGCAAGAGGACGGCCCCGGAGGCUGCAAGGCCAGAACCAGGGCGGGGCCAGCAGGCCGGGACCUCGGGGACCCCCAGCAUCCCCCCCAACGGGAUCCUGGAGCCCCGGACGCUGGAAGAGGCAGGAGGGACCCCCACCCCGGAGCCUCUGGAGGGAGCGCGGCCCUGUGACCCUUGACCCCAGACUCCGGGCCCCAGGACGGGGGAGGAUGGAUGCCCGUUAAAUGAAGGCCCCCAGUUUGUGGGAAUAUCAGCUGCCCCGGGACCCUUGCACGCACAUUGCAGGCAUGCCGAAAUUCCGUGGCCGUGACGGUGGCAGAUAUCAAAGGCCGGCCCUGGGUGGGCUCCCGGGUCCUCAGAGCUGACGGGGACAGUGCAGAACGAUGGCCGGCCGGGGAGGGGUAGGGGACCCCCAAAAAGGCUGGCGUGGGUGACCCCGGAUUUUGCACUGGAGGGUGUGACUCCCUCCGUCCGCUCUUCCCGGCCGUCCCGGAGCGGAACCCUAGAAAGCGCUGUGUCGAGUCAGCGACGUCCACGGCGGGAAAUCCUGAGGCCGCCAGAAGCCGGCGCCACCCCCCCACCCCACCCCACCCCGAGUCUGGGCGUGAGCCUCCUGCGUCUGAUGCAGCGAAGCUGUGAAAAACCUCAAACCGCCCGCACAGAACCCCUUCCUCCGGCUCUGCGGAGAGGCCUCGCCCCUUGAGUGCCGGCUGUCUACGUGACAUCCUCCUCCCCGGGGCUGUCAGAUCCUCCAGCCCUCGGGGGGGGACGGGUUUCCAUCCAGACGUUGUUGCCCCCUGUGGCCACAGUCAGCCCACCCCCUAGGGGACGGUCCUCGAAGCAGAGAGGCCAGGCCCGGCCUCGCUCUGGUGUCGGCAUUCGAUGACCUUGUGUGUCUGUGUUUCCCCCAGAAACCGAAUCCGUUCUGCUGUUAACAGCAGGAACACGCUUGUAUUUACAGACACGGAAAGAAAAAGGGUGAUCCGUGCUGCAGCUCUCGGGAGGAUGUGGAGAGUGGGGGGCGCCCUCGGAGAACAAGGACCCUCGGGGACGUUCCUCAUUGUCCCCAGGCCGCAGGGCGAGCGGGUUUCUCCCUCUGACUUCUGACCCCUGCCUGCCAAACACGUGUUGGAACCGGCACGUGAUCCUCCCGCGGGGCCCCUGGAUCUUCGGGGACAACACCCUCAGUCGAUGGCAGAGUCAGGUCACUUCCGAGGACAUGGCGUGCAGCGAGCGGGGCAGGGGCACACGCGUGUGGGGUAUGCGGUGACCUCAAGGAUUUGAUGGGUGGGAACACGGGGCCGGUGGCUUUGUUGAAAAGAAAGACUAACCUGUUAAAGGUGUGCAUGCAGACAGUCACGGUACAAUGGUAUGCUGUUGGAUGUUUGCUGUGCAACACGACAGCGAGGACGUGCAUACAUGCACGCAUCCACACACACAUGCAUACACCUGUGCACACAUGCAUAUGCACACCUGUGAGCGCACACAUGUACACGUCUGCACACAGGCAUCACUCGUGCACAUGCAUGUAUGUGCACGCACAUACAAACACACACCUGCAUCCAUACGAAUGUGCACAUAUGUGCAUGCAUGCAUAUCGCAUACCUGCAUCCAUAUGCACACGCACACACAUUGCACACACGUGCAUAUAUGCACACGCACCCUUGCAUGCACAUACACAUGCAUGCACACAUGUAUACACACAUGCAUACAUAGGCACACAUACCCGCAUCACUCAUGCACAUGUAUAUAUGCACGCACAUGUGCACACACGUGCAUCACACCCAAGCCACACAUGUAUGCACAUGCACAUAUACACACGCAUCCAUAUGAACACAUCACACAUAUUGAAUGUAUGCGCACAUAUGCACACAUACAUGUGCAUAUGCAUGCAUGCCUGCACAUGUGCUCAUACACGUGCGUGCAUACAUUGCGUGCACACGCACACACGCAUACAUAUAUACCUACCUACACACGUGUACACACACGUGCGUGUGCGUGCAUGCACGUUCGGGAGGGCUGGGUGAAAGAAACAGGGCAGAACGCUGACCCUUGGUAACGGCUGAAACCUGGCGAAGGAGACGGGUUACGUGACAUCAUUCUCUUGACUUUGAGCUUCUUUGCAAACAUAAUUUUGAAAAACGUGGUGUUCUGGAAAAUGUCGCACGAGGACACUUGAUUCUGCGAGCUGUGUCCUCGCAGGCUGGGCUCCGUCUCCCUUCGGAAACGCAGAGGACGGAAGGAACCCCUGCUCUCAGCCCAGCUCUUCUUUCUUCUCCCUCUCCUUCCAAUUUUGUUUUUUUUAUUAUUAUCGCGGCAAAAUACACACAGCAUAAUCAACCGCC